AUGCUGUUCAUCAUCCUGGUUUCCGCUUUGUUUGUUGCCACUUCAGCCCAAACCUGUGGCAACAGUCAAGGACCAUGUCUCAAAAUGACUGUCAACACAAUUGACAUCUACAUGUGUCCAGAAGGAAUGGCCUGCUUGACUAACUCGACAUGCUGCGAGUAUGCCGAUAUUCAAGUCUCAACUACAACCACAACCGCUGCCAGUACCACUACUUGCUCCGAUAAGGUCAACCCAUCCACUGGAGUUUCGGAUUGCCCCAAAAGCGCAUAUCUCUGUAAUGAUUCCACCUAUUACGCCUUGAUGACUGAGCAAUGUCCAAAGACCUGUAACCGGUGCAGUGGAGGAAGCAACAACAACAACAGCAGCAACAAUGGAGGAUCUUCUUCAAGCUGUGUCGACAAAGUCAACCCAUCGACCGGAGUUUCUGAAUGUGCAUCCAAGGCAUACUUGUGCACCAACUCUAUCUACUUGAGUUUGAUGAAAGACCAGUGCCCAAAGACUUGUGGAUUCUGUUAA
This is a messenger RNA of Caenorhabditis remanei, 516 nucleotides long. RefSeq lists its product as uncharacterized. NCBI's taxonomy places the organism in Eukaryota, Metazoa, Nematoda, Chromadorea, Rhabditida, Rhabditidae. The record is from RefSeq and is a predicted model, not a curated record. Bases 1 to 516 code for a protein of 171 amino acids. The transcript has 5 exons.